Messenger RNA from Drosophila biarmipes, 1947 nucleotides. RefSeq lists its product as uncharacterized. Gene Ontology annotation, molecular function: protein binding. Bases 114 to 1871 code for a protein of 585 amino acids. The record is from RefSeq and is a predicted model, not a curated record. NCBI's taxonomy places the organism in Eukaryota, Metazoa, Arthropoda, Insecta, Diptera, Drosophilidae. The transcript has 3 exons.
GCGAAUCGAGUUUUUAGUCUCAAAAGCAGGCAGCUGCGCUCUAUACUUCUCACCUAGUAUUCCUAUCGCAAGCGACAGUAACAUCGACUCUGUUCAACACGAAAACUUAAAGGAUGAACAAAACGCGCCCCUAUUUGCCCAAGGGCUCGACCGACUCGCAGCCCAACGCAGGGUACAAAGUGGAGAAGUUGUUGGCUCAGUUUGCACAAGAAACCGAAAUGAUGGAAGGCGAGAAUCAACCUCCCGAAAAUGAACCAUCUGGAAAUGAAUCCCAAGAAUAUGAUGCUGUGGAGAAUGAAUCUAUUGGAAACGAAAAUCGAUGGAGUGAACCGCCAUGGAAUAAAUAUCCUUGGAAAAAAUCAGCAAGGAAUGAACAUCCUUGGAAUGAAUUUCCUGGGAAUGAACCAGUCGAGGAUGAAUCUCCUGAAAAUGAACCUCUUGAGAAUGAUUUCGGUGGGAAUGAGAAUACACCUUUUGGGAAUGAACCUCUUAGGCAUGGACGUGGCCGCGAAUAUAUACCUUUUAAAGAUGACGAAGCGCUCUUCACACUAUCCCAUUUAACAAAGCCUAUAGAUAUUUUGCUGGAGUACAUUCAGACAAACGAAUUUGCGGAUAUCAUCAUCACUAUUGACGAUCAUUCGUUCGUGUGCCAUUCGGUAAUACUAUGCAUUUACUCGCAGCUCUUGCUUACGAAGAUCUUAGAGCUCCCCAUAGGAGAGGAUCAAAUUGUGUUCGACGAUGUGGAGUUGACUCCAAAGGGUUUCAGCGACACAUACGCAUGGAUGAUUUCGUCGGAUGGCACACCGAAUGUUGAUAACCUACUGGAAAUGCUGAGGACUGCGUAUUUUCUGAAAAUAACCGAGCUGCUCGAGAUUUGCUGGAAAAUUCUGGACAAGCACUUGUACGAUGAGUUCUCAGCGUUCAACGUGCUGUACGAACUGCGAGGGGCCACUGAACUAGAGGAAUUAUUCGAAUCGAUGGCAGGACGUGUUUCCAGAUCAACCAUGGCAGUUCUAGCCAGCCGGGAGUUCAUGUGCCUUGCUGAGGUGCAAGUGUGCUGCCUUCUGAAGUCCAGUGGUCUGUCGGUCAACUCGGAAAUAGAGCUCUUAUAUGGCGCCCUAUCGUGGCUUCUAUACGGCUGGCCAGCACGCCGUUCUAGCACUAACAGGAUCUUGAAAAACAUUCGCUAUGGCUACAUCUCGCCCACGAUGCUGAGCAAAUUAAAAACCCUGGAGCAAAACGAAAUAGGUCCCUUUAGUGAGAUUCUACAGGAGUUCAGUCAGUCGCCCGACUUCAUGCCCCUCGUCCGGGAUGGACUGUUCAACAGCAGUCUGGUCAUAACCGCUUACAACGAUCCCAGUUGCAUCGAGGACAAUGAGGAGUUCAAGCAGGCCAAGGUGAUGGAUCCUCGCAGCUGGAUCAGCGAUCGCGCGUGCCACUACCAUCGCCCCGUGACCACGAUGUGUCCGAACAUGCGCUACAUAGCCUACAAAGACUUCAGUGACUACCUGCAAACCCUGCGUGAGGGACGCCCUGAUUUUGACAAGGACAUAAAGUACCCCGAUGAUAUGAACUAUGCCCAACGGAACACCGAGUGGCAGAUGCAGCGGGAAAUCAACAAGAUAUCGCUCUACAGCCGGGUAGUAUCCUUCGACAAGGAUAAGUACAUCAAACAGGUGCGAGACGACUACUGUCGCGACCAACACGGCAGUCUGGGAAUACAAGAUUCAGGCCAGGUCGAGGAAACCAGUGAGUUGGACUACCUUCCCCGGGGAACAUAUGACUACUAUCAAACGGAAGACCAUUCAAGUCCGUUGGACGAAAGUAGUGAGUUGGAAGGCCUUCCUCGAAGGAAUUCUUUCAUCGUUUAAAUUGAAAUCUCUACUCUCACAUGUCUCGUACUUCCUUGCUACAAAUAAACCAUCCUGUGUAUAUUGUUUAGGUGAA